AUGCCCAAUAUGACGACCGGAUGCACUCCCUUCCAACUACUUUAUAUGUACAAGCCACGCGACAUUCUGCAGAAUCAACUUAUCCAAGUGCUUCAAGACGAUCAUUGUGAUAUGAUGACCGAUGCUGAGGUACAGCAGCUACGAGCCGAUUCUGCUAAUCGAGUUAACGACAAACGAGCACAAGCCAAGAAAUUAUACGAUGCACAACACUCUAGCCCGAAGAUUUACCACGAGGGUAACCUAGUACUCACCACGAAUGAGCCAGCAAGCACCGGCACAUCACGCAAACUGGACCCUCAUUACAAAGAUCCUUUUGUUAUCACUAAAGUCCUACCGAACGACCGCUAUGUGGUUGAAGACUUACCGCAUGCCGAACGAAGUCAGCGGCAUUAUACGUCUAUAUUUGCAUCAGACCAGUUGAAACCUUGGUGCCAAUUACCGCCUGAUGACCCAAACUAUUUAGGCAAUAGCGAUGACGACGAACCACAGUAAUUCGAGCGAGGGUGCUUCGAAGGGUCAGGAAAGCCGACUGUAAGCGACGGUAACCCUGCAACCAACGUGAUAGAUGGCAACGCUGCCAAAACUGUCAGUGAGUAGAUACGUGCGAACGAGGCAGAAGAGAGAACAAAUCGCAAUCGUCGUGUUGAACACGCAACAUCGGAAACCUGAAG
Rhagoletis pomonella (apple maggot) is the source of this 671-nucleotide messenger RNA. RefSeq lists its product as uncharacterized. The record is from RefSeq and is a predicted model, not a curated record. Lineage: Eukaryota; Metazoa; Arthropoda; Insecta; Diptera; Tephritidae. The coding region runs from base 1 to 492 and encodes 163 amino acids. The transcript has a single exon.